AUGUUACACGACGGCGACAGGGAGGAUGAACAACAUUCAGAUGACCGAUCCCCAGACAAGAGUCAGAACGUUGAACAAAAACUCGACACGGCGUGCAAGACGUUUGACUACGCUGCCUUCAUUGCAGACCCCUUUCGAGAACAAAGUCAGAGAGAUGAUGCUUUCCAGCGAAAGCUUAGGAGUGCGCUUCUGGCUGCAUCUAUAAAUGCCCACACCUGGGCGGUCGCCAGGACAGUCCACGAGCGGACCACGACAGAGGAGACGAUCGAGAAGAGAAUUGACUCAUUGCUUGAAGUGCAGAGAGAGCAAGGCAGGUCGUCUCACCCAGUUUCCCUCAUGUCUUUUUUCGAGUGCACCCGUGACCGUCUGCGUGCAUUAUUCGAAGUGAUCAACAGCGCGGUUGCAAACAUUGCUGGCAUCUCCAUCUAA
Messenger RNA from Serpula lacrymans var. lacrymans S7.9, 429 nucleotides. RefSeq lists its product as uncharacterized. NCBI's taxonomy places the organism in Eukaryota, Fungi, Basidiomycota, Agaricomycetes, Boletales, Serpulaceae. The transcript has 3 exons. The record is from RefSeq and is a predicted model, not a curated record. Bases 1 to 429 code for a protein of 142 amino acids.